Nomia melanderi (Alkali bee) is the source of this 3109-nucleotide messenger RNA. It is a transcript of the gene sax, whose product is annotated as type I BMP receptor saxophone. NCBI's taxonomy places the organism in Eukaryota, Metazoa, Arthropoda, Insecta, Hymenoptera, Halictidae. The record is from RefSeq and is a predicted model, not a curated record. Gene Ontology annotation, cellular component: BMP receptor complex; plasma membrane. Gene Ontology annotation, biological process: cell surface receptor protein serine/threonine kinase signaling pathway; cellular response to growth factor stimulus; protein phosphorylation. Gene Ontology annotation, molecular function: transmembrane receptor protein serine/threonine kinase activity; ATP binding.
UAUUGUAGUCUUUCCUAUUUGAGGUUGUCUUAUGUGAACGUAACAAUAUGAUAACGGCGCCAUCUGUAGCCAUACCUUUUUUUACACGAAAAACCGCCAAUUCAAUGUCGAUUGUAUAUAUCUUUAAUUUUUCUUUUACUUGUUAUAAAAACAAAAUUUUGUUUUGAUUGUAUUGUGAUUUUAUGUCUAUGUAAAGGAAAUUUGAAAACACUGAUUUGACUUCAGCCAACCAAUAUUUUGAUGUGUAUGGCAAUGGCGGAUUUUGUGUUUAUCCUGUAUUUCAUGUUAUUAUUGACAUUCAAACUAUGUCCAGGAAUCGUUUUUAGGAGAAAAGGAGAGUUUUACUUUAGCGGAACAUGAUUUUUCAUCAGAAAAUGAAGAAUCACAGAAAUCAAUAGAUAUCGCAGACUUUAAUGAUAAUUCAGCUGGAUACCAACAUUUGAAGUGCUAUAUUUGCGAGGGACCAGACUGUUCAUAUACUAAACCAUGUUAUAAUGCAAUUACGUGUUGGAAAUCUAAAGUAAAACAAUCAGAUGGAAGUAUAAGUGUAAGUAGAGGAUGUACUUCAUCAGUUGACCAAAUGUUACUAAUAUGCAAUAAGCAACAACCACUACACACCAAUCAAAAUGGUAACAAUAAGAAAAGACAUGUUAGCGGAUCUUUAAGUGGUAUUCAAUAUUUCGUUGAGUGUUGUCAAACAGACUUUUGUAAUGGUGGACCAUUUCCAAUAUUGCAAGAUUAUAGUGGAGAUGCUGUCAAAGAAGAUUAUACGAUUAAAUUAACAUUAGCAAUUUUGGGCUUGAUUGUUGGAUUUUGUAUUAUUGCUGGAGGACUGCUGUUUUAUUUAUUGGUGUGUAGAGCACGGAGAAAGCGGCCUUUGACAACAAAACGUAAUAAGCUCGUUAUAGAGUCUGAAAUGGAAUCAUCAUAUCUACAUUUCUCAUUUUCUCCUCCAACAUCAGUUCCUAUAUGUUCUGCUCAUGAACUUAGAGCAACUGCAGCUGGUGAUAGCACAUUAAAGGAAUACCUGGAUGGAAGAAGUUUAACCAGUGGCUCAGGUUCUGGUUUACCAUUGCUGGUACAAAGAACGUUGGCUAAGCAAGUGUCAUUGGUGGAAUGCCUUGGUAGCGGCGGUAAUGGUGGAUUUGGUGGGGAAGUUUGGAGAGGCGUUUGGCAUGGCGAAAAUGUCGCAGUAAAAAUCUAUUUUUCACGCGACGAAGCAGCAUGGGCACGAGAGACGGAAGUUUACUCGCAAUUACUACCCUCCAGACACGAUAAUAUUCUUGGUUACGUUGGAAGUGACAUGACAAGCAGAGCGAGUUGUACCCAACUUUGGUUGGUGACCCAUUAUCAUCCAAUGGGCUCACUUUUUGAUUACUUAAGCAGAACACAUCACUCUCUGAUGCAUCAUCAGAUGCUCAAUAUCUGUUUGAGUAUCGUGAAUGGCUUGCUAUAUUUACACACGGAAAUUCACGGAACCAGAGGAAAGCCAGCUAUGGCGCAUCGUAAUCUAAAAUCUAAGAACAUUCUUGUUAAAACCAAUGGCAGUUGCGUAAUUGCUGACUUUGCCCUAGCAGUGACGCAAGAUCGUCUAUCGACGGAUAGAAUCGAUUUGAAACAAGGUACAAAGAGAUACAUGAGUCCGGAGAUCCUUGAUCAAACGAUAAAUGUGGAGUGUCUAGAAAACUUUAGGCGGGCGGAUAUUUAUAGCUUAGGACUAAUACUUUGGGAAGUUUGUCGAAGAUGCAUAAGCAAUGGUGUUCCACUUGAAUACAUGGCACCAUAUUCUGAGUGGCUUCCUAGUAACCAAGAACCUUCCACUGAAGAAAUGCGAAAAUUAGUGUGCUUGGAUCAUCGCAGACCACCGCUUCCUAAUAGAUGGCACUCUGAUCCUACAUUGGCCGGGUUGGGAAAAUUAAUGAAAGAAUGUUGGCAUGGAAAAUCAGCAGCACGUUUACCUGUUCUUCGAGUGAAAAAAACACUUGUUAAAUUAGCAGCUAAUGAUUCUCGUGUCCAUUUAUCCCUUGAUUAAAAAUAGGAUAUAUUGGAUUAUAUGUAUAUCAUUUUAUGCACAUAUUUAUUAAUAUGAAGUUGAUGAGCACUUUGGUUGGUGUUCAAAAUUUCCUUCGUCCUUAGGAAAGUGUAAUAAAAAUACGUAUAUUUUUUAUUUUAUUUUUACUAUUUUCUAUUUGUAUGAUUAAAAUUUUCAAUUUCUCUUGCAAUAUUUUAUCACAUACAUGUAUGAUUAACGUAAGACAAAAAGUGCCACUUAGGAAGUAAUACAUUUAAUAAUUUAUUCAGGACAUUAACUUUGAAUGUACAUAAAAAUAAUACUUAUUUGACAUGGCGUAUAUGCUUAAUUUGUUAUAUCGAUAAUAUGUGUGCAAUGAAAUUUGUAUUUCCGUGUAAUGUAAGAAAAGCGAUUUAUUUAAUUUUUUAAAUAACAAAUCAGGCCUUUACUCUGGUGUUUUGGGAACUAUUUUCCAUACGACUAUAUACAAAGAAAAAGUUAUGUUUUAACUCUCGGACAGCAGACUGUUACAGCGAUCAUAGGAACGGUAUAUAUAUAAUAUGUGUAUUUUUUUAUAGUAACUGAAAUAUUUGCUUUGUACGCAUUUCAGAGCAAAUUCGUUUCGGUAAAGGCACUAAAUUUUUACCGUGUUUUUGACUUAUUAGUACAGAUAAUUUAUCUCGUACCAAACAAGAUUCAACUCACAACCGAUUGUUGACACUCAACCAGUUACACAUUAAUUCAAAUGCAGUUAUGUUAAUUGCAGUGCAGCUAAAAAAGUUUUUCACGCAUAAAGACUUUAAUCCUUUUUUUACUAAUACUGUGUAAAAAGUGUUUCAAAUAUACAUUAAAAUCUCUUAAGGGGUAGUAGAGAAUAUCCAUAUUCAUACUGAAUAUCUCUCUGUUCAUCAGUAAUAACAUCUUAGAAUUUUAAAACAUUUUAAUGUUUUUACACCACAUUAAUUUUCAUAUAGUUUUACACUUUUUUAAGUUUAUUAUUCAUAUAUUGAGUAAUAGAUAAUAUGCCCCGAAAUAAAAUAAAAUACUCACGAAAUGGCCUGAUAAAUAUGUCUAUUAAAAAAUUACAAAUCAAUGUAC